UCUCAGAGUUUUUUGCUGUUUAAUGAAUGCAAUUCCAAAUCAGGCAAUGAUGAAAGACUGAAGAUUUUUAUCUGUGUUUUUGUGCUUAACAUAAUGGAUCAGAUUCUGAUGCUAUCUUGCCAUCUGUUUACCUCCUAGCUCUGUUCUGCUGUGUUGAUGCCCAUGCACUGGAAGUGUUUCCCUAAUAAGGCAAUGGCGCUCCCCCCUUUUGAUGCCACACAGAUAUGAAAUGUGUUCCUGUCUUCAAUUAACCUAUUAUAGAAUGGAGUUUAAGCUCUUCAACAAUCCGAUUCCACUCCCCACCCUCACAUAUCUCUCUCCUUCCCUCUGUCCUUCUCUCCUCCCUCUUUCAUUCUGAUCCAGAGGGGUUGUCCCAAGAGUGGAGAGAACAGAGUGUUGCACAGUGACUGGAAGCCACAGACAGAGCAGGACCUCCACAGAGUCACUGAAGGAACGUUCAUACAGCUGGAUACCUUCUGGAACCGCAAGGAACCCCUACCAAAGGAGCCGAGAGGGAUUGACGAAAGGAGCUUUCUUAUAUCUGGUUUUAUUUUCGAAAGGCUAGCAAAGGAAGACAGAUGACAGACUUUAGGGCAGCUCUAAAGCCCCGGUCGGGGCCUAAGCCGGGGACUGAGAUCAAGACGAGCACCCCAACAAAGGUUGACUUCAGAUCGUUGCUCAACAAGAAAGACGGCUCACCCAAAGCACCUGCUGCCACACCACCCCCAAGCAGCGCACCGUCAGACUUCAGGGCCGUCCUGAACAAGAAGCAAGCAGCCGAACCAGAGGAAAAUGAGCAGAAUUCAUCAAAACCAGCACCCAAGACACCCCAGAAGGAAAAGCAAAGCGAUGUCAAUGGCGUAAAUGGUGGCGCAAUUGAAAAAAAGGUUAACGUAAAGGAAAACACAACAGCGGAGAAAAAAGGCAGCAGCGCUGAUGAAGGGACACCUGAGAACAAGGAGAAAGCAAGUCCCAAGAAGAAGACAAAUGAUGGACAAAUAACAAAUGAUAAAAAGGCAAAAGUUGUGAAUGGAGGAGAGAAGGAUGCUGGAAAGGCGCCUGCUUUCACACAGCCUCUCGGUGACAUCACUGUGGUGGAUGGAGAGAAGCUGAGGUUAGAGUGUCGGGUGACCUCUGACCCCAAAGCUGUCAUCACCUGGAUACUCGAUGGGAAAAUUGUGAAGCCAUCCAAGUUCAUUAUCUUAUCACAGGAAGAUGAAAAGUGUUCACUUACAAUUGACAAGGCUCUACCAGAGGAUGAAGGACGCUACACGUGUAGAGCAGAGAAUGCACAUGGUAAAGCAGAGUGUUCCUGCAUGGUAACUGUAGAUGAUCCUUCAGAUCCAUCAGCAGAUAAGAAGAACAGGAAGAGCUCUUCUGCAACUCCCACUACAGAAAAUGAAGCCAGAAUAAAGAAGAAACCAGCUCCCGCCAAACAGGGUUCUCCACCUCAGUUUCUGCAGUUCUCUGGAGAUCAGAAGAUCAGGGCAGGAGAAAAGGUGGAGCUGUUGGGCAACUUUGGAGGGUCGGCACCAAUAACUUGCACCUGGCUCAAAUUUAAAAAGCCGAUCCAGCCAGGAAGUGGAGGUAUUUCCAUAGAGACCACAGAGAACAGCAGUCAGCUGACAAUCACAGCGAGUGACCAGGAUCACUGUGGCUGCUACACUCUAGAACUGCAGAAUAAAUUUGGCACCAAGCAGGCCUCACUCAAUCUCACCAUCGUAGAUAAGCCAGAUCCCCCAGCCGGCAUCCCUGCUGCUUCCGACAUCCGCAAGUCCUCACUCACCCUCUCUUGGUACGGCCCUACUUACGAUGGGGGCAGCAUCGUCCAGUCAUACAACCUGGAGAUCUGGAACUCGAUGGACAACACAUGGAAUGACCUGACCUCCUGUAACAGCACCUCGUACCACGUCCAGAACCUUCUCGGCGACCGUCAGUAUAAGUUCCGUGUCCGAGCUGUUAAUGUGUAUGGAGUUGGAGAGCCCAGUGCAGAAUCUGAGCCCAUUAAAGUGGGAGUGGAGGAGAUAACAGUGAAAAAGGAAGAGGAGGAAGUUGGAGCCACUGUGUCUGACGAUGAUGAGGAGAAAGAACCAGAAUACAGAGAUGUGGCCAUUAAGAAAGACUGUAGCGUUAAGGACUUCUAUGAUAUAGAGGACCGCUUAGGAACGGGUAAAUUUGGUCAAGUCUUCAAAUUAUUGGAGAAGUCCACCAAGAAGGUAUGGGCAGGGAAGUUCAUCAAGGCAUUCUCACAAAAGGAAAAGGAGAACGUGAGGCAGGAGAUUGACAUCAUGAAUAGCCUCCAUCACCCCAAGCUGGUGCAGUGUGUGGAUGCCUUUGAGGGAAGGUCUGACAUGGUCAUGGUCCUGGAGAUGAUCUCUGGAGGUGAGUUGUUUGAGCGAAUCGUUGAUGAGGAUUUCGAGCUGACUGAGCGAGAGGUGAUUAAGUACAUGCUGCAGAUCAUAGAUGGAGUCCAGUUUAUCCACAAGCAGGGCAUUGUCCACCUGGAUCUCAAACCUGAGAAUAUCAUGUGCAUCAACAAGACGGGAAGCAAGAUCAAACUUAUUGACUUUGGACUUGCUCGAAGGCUAGAGGAUUCUGGAUCUCUGAAGGUUCUUUUUGGAACUCCUGAGUUUGUAGCUCCGGAGGUGAUCAACUAUGAGGCUAUCAGCUACCCAACAGACAUGUGGAGUAUUGGCGUCAUCUGUUACAUUCUUGUCAGUGGUCUUUCACCAUUCAUGGGAGACAAUGACAAUGAAACCCUCGCCAAUGUCACCUCAGCCACCUGGGAUUUUGAGGAUGAGGCAUUCGAUGAGAUUUCAGAUCAGGCCAAAGACUUCAUCAGCAGUCUCCUAAAAAAGGACAUGAGGGCCAGGCUGACCUGCGCUCAGUGUUUUGAGCACUCCUGGCUCAAACAGGACACCAGAAAUAUGGAGGCUAAACAGCUGUCCAAAGAGAGGAUGAAGAAGUACAUCCUGAGACGCCGCUGGCAGAAAACAGGGAACGCAGUGCGAGCAAUCUCCAGGUUCAGCUCUAUGGGAAUGUUAGGAGGGAUCGGACCAAAGAAAAGCUCUCCGACUGACGAAGAGGCUCCUGUAUCGUUCCUUGAGAGUGUGGAGGAUGAAAACCGCAGCCCUGAGGCUCCCACCUUCUCCUCUGUCAUACAGGAUGUGGAAGUGGUGGAAGGCAGCGCUGCCCGCUUUGACUGCAAGAUUGAAGGGUACCCAGACCCCGAGGUUGUGUGGUACAAGGACGACCAGCCUAUUAAGGAGACGCGUCACUUCCAGAUCGACUAUGAAGAGGACGGCCACUGUAGCCUGGUGAUCUCAGAGGUUUGCCCCGAUGAUGAUGCCAAGUACACCUGCAAAGCCGUCAACAGCCUGGGAGAAGCAACCUGCACCGCUGAACUGCUGGUGGAGUUCAUGCAGGAGGAGGAAGGAGACGGUGAAGGAGAGGAGGAGGACUGAAUAAUGAUGGAAACAGAAGUGAAGAAUGACUGAAUACCACAGGAACUAUGAAUAUCUUAAACAUUUAGUUUCAAUUCUUCUUUUUUUUUUUUUUUACACCAUCUUUAUGUUUCUUCUUACUGCCUAGAAUAGCUUGGAAAAAGCAAAACUGUUUCUGAGUAAAACAGUUCGCCAAGAUCAAAGACAUUCCUGCUUGUGCCUUUCUGUCCGGAAAAUUAUCCCAACUGAUUUACCAAAAGGGACUACAAAACUGAAUAUGACAACCAUAUGCCUGUAUAGCAACCCUUUCAUGUUGGGACAACAAAAAUAACAACAACAAUAACAAAAAAAAAAAAAAACGCUUGUUUUAUCGGACUGAUCACAUCACAUUGAUAUCAUCUAUGUCAGUAAUUUUUCAUGAGUCAGUAUACAUUUGCACAUUUUACAUUUUAAGUCUGCACUGCAGUGCAAUCUAGUGGUAAAAACACGACAAUGCUUUUUAAAAACGCUUCUAUAUUAUAUAUCUAUAGUAUGUUGUCAAUAUCAAUAUGAAGACAAUUUAAAUCCAGUUGGAGACCUCACUGUAUGAAGAUAUUAACUUUUUUGUUAUUUUUGGCAUUUUUUCUAAUGAUUAUAUUGUGUUUUAUUUAAUAGUUAUAAGAAUUAUUGUUUCUAAAUGACUGAAUCGUUUAGAAACUGUAGUUCAGUGAAUCUCAACCUUUUUUGAGUAAUGGACCCCCGUCAUAUUUGGACCAUCCUCAAGGACCCCAGAAUAAAAUUUGCUUAUUGGUAUCAUUAAUUUCUUUGUGACGACCAAAUGCAAUAAAGUAUAAUUUGCUACUACGUUAGUUGACUUGUCCUAUAUUUAGUCAUAUCGUCAGUUAUAUUAUACAUAUAUUAUCUUCUUCUUUUAUGGGAACAAAAAUUCAUAUUCAGAUAAGUGAUAUAAGGACCACUAUAGCGAUCCAUGGACCCCUGGUUGAGAAACACUGCUGUAGUUGAUAGAAGGAAGUGACUAGCAUUAGACUCCUGAAAUACAAAGAACUGUCUGUGCUGCUUCCACUUUGAGUUCAUUUUGCCUUUUUUAGUUAAUUCACUUGCAUGACAGAACAAUGAGGUGAAUUUUGUGCGGCAACCUGCAAUACAAAGCUUCAUGUCAUAUUUAUGACCCUGUACAGGCUUCUGCUGCCUUUGAGUGUCUGCACUAUUCUCUGAGAAUGAAUUAAUCAUAGUAUUAAGACUCAGACCUGUUUUGUCUUUUGAUUUUUCACUUAAACUUCCCAUCACAUCAGAAGUAGCGUAUUAUAUCUUGACACAAAUCAACAAAUCUAAGCGGCCCUGUAUUUAUUCAUUUUAUUCAGCAUAACUGGCAGUGAUUAUCUGAUUAUCUGGUCAUAUAAAUAAAGUGUUUCCCUUCUGUG
Molecule: messenger RNA, 4864 nt
Organism: Megalobrama amblycephala (Wuchang bream)
Lineage: Eukaryota; Metazoa; Chordata; Actinopteri; Cypriniformes; Xenocyprididae
Gene: mylkb
Product: myosin light chain kinase b
Exons: 17
Coding region: 579-3464 (961 amino acids)
Biological process (GO): protein phosphorylation
Molecular function (GO): ATP binding; protein kinase activity; protein binding
Source: RefSeq, a predicted model, not a curated record